UAAAGCUUCAGGUUUAUGUGAACGAGGCCGACGUCUAUUUGACUCGUUUUAUCCUCAGAUAUGUUAAUUCUGACGGUGUCACCUCCAUCGGUAAAAUAACAGCCUAUCAGGUCAACCGCAGAGGUUCAGAACAGUCCAAACAAAUCAUCUUUGCUCCCAGUGCACAGCCGACUUUUGUCAAUGUUCCCCAGAACAACUUUGUGGAGCCCUUCGUUUUAAACCCAGGAACAUGGACUGUGGUCAUAGAAGCUGAAGGAAUCCUUCUGGACUACUUGGUUUUGCUGCCUAGUGCUUACUACGAAGCUCCCAUUCUGCAAAUGAGAGUCACUGAUCCCUGCACCUACAGCUCUGUUUCACACAGCACCCAGAACUGUCUGCUCUACCAGUAUCUGUCUCUGGAAUCCUUCCCUUCCAUCUCUGGAAAAGAUGCCAGUUGCCGUAACGACAACCAUCUGCCGCGGCCUUGCCCAACCGAGAAGGUCACUCCACGCCAUCCCACCAUGGCCGUCUGCAGUGGCUUUGAUAUCAGCAUUGACCUUGAAGGACGCAUGGCCUCUCCAGGCGAUUACGUUCUGAUAGUCGAGUACUCCAGUGAGGAAGAAUUACCACAGUCGCUGUCUAUUGUUGUCAGCACACCAGCUGCACGGACACACCAGUACAAAGUCACCCUUCUGCACUGCAAAUACAGCUUUCUGUGUCGAGUCGUGGCCGUGGAUGAACAGAACAGAGUGGCGGUCUUCUCCCUGCCUGCUGACACACAGAUCCAGCUCACAUCUGAGCAGGCUAGCUUCUUCCUGAAUAAAGUGUACUUGGUGCCUAAAGUCCUGUUCAGCAUGGAGUAUGUUGAACCUAAAGUCCACUGCAUCAGCACUCAUGGACUGUUUUCUCCUGACAGUUCUUCCUGUGUCCCAUCACGCUUCCAGACCCCGACAGACUCUCUGGUCCUGAAGGAGGGCCAGAGCUCCUCUACGCAGGAGGAGCUCAUCCAGACAUCUCCUGCAGCAGCUCCUCCUCUGUCUGUCCACCAAAGAGAGGAGCCCGUCUGGCUAGGAGGAGUCAGACCUCCAUUUGGAGCAGACAGCAGUAAUCACAUGCACCUGGACUCUCUGCAGAAUGCUGCAGUGUACUCAGCUCGGGUCCAGUCAGUCGGGCGCUACGUCUUCAUUCUCCAUUAUCACCAGCCUCUUCAUCUCACAUAUCCUGUGCAGGUCUACAUCAAUGGGGGACGGAUCUGGCACGGCAUCACCAACGUCUCCUUCUGUCCUCAUGCCUAUGGCUGCCGGAACUUGCUGGUCUCUGAGAACCAGAUCAUUCUGGAUGUGACGCACCACAACAUCAUCCUCACAGUGCAGAUACCUGCUGACAAAACACUGUGGCUGGACUAUGUGCUAAUGGUUCCUGAGACAAGCUACAGCUCCAGCUACCUGACUGAAGAACCUCUGGACAAAUCAUACGACUUCAUCAGCAGCUGUGGUCAGAACAGCUUUUACAUCAAUCCCUCCACAGCCUCCCCGUUCUGCCUCAGCUCUGCAGUUUCUCUGUCAGCGUUCUUCAACAACGGGGCCUUGCCUUGUGCCUGUCAUGAGGUGGGGGCCGAAAGUGACACCUGUGAGCAGUUUGGUGGUCAGUGCAAGUGCCGGCCGAAUGUGAUUGGACGAGAGUGCUCUAUGUGUGCCACAGGCUACUGGGGUUUUCCCAACUGCAAACGUAAGUUUUUGGCUGGUUCUUUUUGUUGCAACUGCUCCGUCAGCUCUGACUUCAGUCCAUUUGUACAAUUCACAACAAAAAACAAGUCCCUAAAUAUAGAUUAA
Nematolebias whitei (Rio pearlfish) is the source of this 1811-nucleotide messenger RNA. RefSeq names its product laminin subunit alpha-5. Lineage: Eukaryota; Metazoa; Chordata; Actinopteri; Cyprinodontiformes; Rivulidae. The record is from RefSeq and is a predicted model, not a curated record. The transcript is spliced from 12 exons. Bases 318 to 1811 code for a protein of 497 amino acids.